AUGAGUCAACACAAACGUGGUUCGCAUGAUUCCUUGUCACCAGAGGAAUGUGAAAGACUUGUCCUCUCACCUCCACCAGUAGCAUUCAACCCUGAGAAACUGAAAGAAUUUGUUUCGGUAAAUCGUGCUUUGUCUGCAAAGCGCAGCCUACAUUCGGUCAACACAAAUGAAAGCACCCCCGUACUUCCCAGGCACGCAAGCAUAGCUUGGUCUCAUAGCGAAUUUGAUUCAAAGUUUAAACGCUACGAAUCAGAGUUAAAGUCAGCGGUUGUACCUGGUGGCCCUCAAGAAUCAGAUUUGAAGCGUAAUUACCAGGUUUCUUUAAACACGGCUGAAAAGGAGACUUCGUCAUCUCCAGUCGCCGAUUCCUCAGAACACGCAGAGGAUGUCUCAUCAACUCAACUUAAAAAAAGUGGGUCAAUUGUACGUGGCAAGAGUAGUUGGAAACGCUUAUUGUGCUGUGUUUCUGCCCACACUCCGAUUCCUGAGGAGCAAAAUCGAAAUAUUUUGAGGCCUGUAUCUUCUCGUGGAGAGUCAGUCCAAUUUGCAGAGGACGCCCCAGAGGUCAGCACAAAAAUAACAAAAUCAAGCAAAUUAUCUUCAUUGUUUAAGAAAAAACAUCGCAAUGGCGGCCCCUCCCCAUCCCCAGUGAAGCUUCGCUCUGUGCACAAGUCCCCACAAAUAGCAGACGAACGUCUCAAGACCCCGGCACCAACUCUACUUGUCACCCGACACAACGAUCCCACCGUGAUAAAUGAGACUAACCACACACACAUUGAAGAAAAUGGAGUAGCUGGGUGCCAUCUAAACGUUGAUGAUCGAAUUUCGGAGUCGACAAACUCUCGCGAUAGCAUUCGGAGCGAUGACUCAUAUUUGGGACCGAUUGAUCAGGUGAGUUUUUAA
Messenger RNA from Mesocestoides corti, 903 nucleotides. Lineage: Eukaryota; Metazoa; Platyhelminthes; Cestoda; Cyclophyllidea; Mesocestoididae. The record is from the annotation of a GenBank genome assembly.